UGUUACGAAAAGACGAGUCAGUUUGGUUCGUCGACAAUUGCGUGACAUUGCAGAAACGAAACUCUUCCGUAAACCUUGCUGAGAAACGAAACCUACACCUAUCAGAGAGCUCUUUUUUUUGUUGCACACGCUGUUGAGGACGGGUGUAAGGAUCUUACCGCUCUAAAUCCUCUCACACUGCCGAAGCGCACAAGAAGAUGAUUUCGGUGCUGCUUAACGUUCUUGUGCUGAUGUCGGUGUGGGGCCUAACUGGGGCAAGAUAUCGAACAACCCCAUCAGGCCCCUCCACCUUAGACCUGCGUGGUCAGGUGUUUACAGUGACAUAUAGAGGGGAACUCACCAUGUACACAGAUGCGAUCUCUCCCUCGCCCUCUCCCUACUCCUCUCCCUCCCCUUCUCCCGACUCCUCUCCCUCCCCUUCUCCCUACUCCUCUCCCUCCCCUUACUCCUCUCCCUCCCCUUCUCCCUACUCAUCUCCCUCUGCUUCUCCUUCCUCAUCCACCACCUUGAAUCCCUACACCUCGUAUCCCUACACUACCUCCUCUCCCACUCCCUCUGCUCUGACUGUGUGUCUGCGUUACAUGGCCGAGGAGGGAAAAGACUUGACUCUCUUCAGCCUCACUCAGGGGAACUACUGGAACCUUUUACUGAAAAGGUAUUAUGGGAUGGACCACCUCUCCAUCUAUUCCUCCUCCCAGGACUUUCGCUCCUAUAAGCUGCUCAUGGGCGUCACAGAGCCACGCCCCUGGACCAGCCUGUGUGUUACCUGGGAGAAAAAGACAGGCCUGGCCCAGGUGUGGAGAGGCGGGACUGUCAGCGUCAGGAAGAGGGUGUUUGGCCAGGUGACCAAUGGGCCUCCUGUCUUGAAAGUGUAUAAGUUUGAGGGUCAGGUAACUGACGUGGAAGUGUGGGACAGAGUCCUCUCCCCAAGAUGGAUAAUGGGCUACAUGUGUGGGUGGCAGUCCUACUGGUCCUACAGCCCUGGUAAUGUGCUGACCUGGUCCAAGGCCAUCUACUCCACCAAUGGAGAGAUCUUUCUGGAGGAAAACACUUAUAACUCUGACCAUCAGUCUAUCAGAGGCCACGACCAGCGCCCAGGACCAAUGAAAAGGAAGACAAAGAGAAAGUUUGAAUGGAGGAAGAGUGAGAAUGCAGAGCAGAGACAGAGGGCAUGGCUGUAGGGGAGAGUAGUGAUUGCCACCACUGGCGAUUUUAACUUGUAAAUCUUGUUGGGGCAAAAAAUAACAAAAGUGGGAUGCAUGCCAGCAAAUCCACAACACUAAACAAUACAUUAAUUGCACUAUAACGGUGACAAACGGUGCCCACAAACGGCCUAUAUA
Messenger RNA from Salvelinus namaycush (lake trout), 1340 nucleotides. Its product is annotated as jeltraxin-like. The record is from RefSeq and is a predicted model, not a curated record. The coding region runs from base 198 to 1181 and encodes 327 amino acids. Lineage: Eukaryota; Metazoa; Chordata; Actinopteri; Salmoniformes; Salmonidae. The transcript has 3 exons.